Molecule: messenger RNA, 7484 nt
Organism: Mya arenaria
Lineage: Eukaryota; Metazoa; Mollusca; Bivalvia; Myida; Myidae
Exons: 15
Coding region: 45-1835 (596 amino acids)
Biological process (GO): nucleoside metabolic process
Molecular function (GO): catalytic activity
Source: RefSeq, a predicted model, not a curated record
GGAUUCAAUUAGCGAUUAACAGAAGACGUGACUGAACGGCAAACAUGGCGGAUGAAGAAGUAACCCAGACGGAAAUCAUCAUGACACCUUCCAAGAAGGGCAAAGCCACUCACAUUCGAAUUGAGCGAAGGAAGAAGCUUGAUAUGAAUGGCACAGAAUCUGAUGAGCGCCAUCACGUUGGCGGGGGUGAACACAAGGGUCUGGUGGUGAACAAAUCUUCCCAAGGCAAUGCUGAGGAGGACCUUGGUGCGGCCCAUGUACAGCUGGCUUUCAACUGCUUCAUGGUAGACAUGAAGACCCAGAAACACCUUGUGGAGGGUCGAAAGUUGAAGUUUUGGUACGUGGACUCGGCCGACUAUCUUGACCAGAUGACCACUGGGUUUGAAUUCUUCAAGGAGCUGCUGAAACCAGAAAACUUCCCAAAAGAUUAUGUGGGCUUCAUCAGAAAAUGCAUGAAGCAGAUGCAGACGUCCAAAUACAACCUGAUUAGGAAGCUGAAUGUUGAAAUACAGGUUCUCGAUGAAGGGGAUGCACCACUUACACCAGGAGGGAGUCAUCUUUCUGAUGAACAUUUCGCGUUUGCGAAAGUUAAAGACUCUCGACCAGUGUACGAGAUUGUACGUGAGAAGUUGUUAACAAUACUGGAAUCAGCUUAUCCCAAUAUUUUGACUGUGGAGGACUUAAUCAGGAUUGUAAAUGUAGAAGAUGCUACUGAGGAAAUGCUCCGGGAACAGUUGGAAGAGCUUGAGAAAAGGGAACUUGUUAAGAAACUCGAGAAUGGUGGAUAUGUUAGACACGUGCUCGGCACUAAGACUGGCGAGACAGAGGUGCAAGUUGUGAAACAGAUGAACGUAGUCUCAGCCAGCAACCAGCCAACAAUCGCCAUCAUAACUGCUAACUACUGUGAAAAAAUGGCUGUGGAUGCUAUGAUGGAGAAUAAAACCACAUAUGUUAAAUAUAAGGUUAAAGGAGAGUCGAACGCUUACACAAUAGGGUUUAUUGGCGAGCAUAAGUGUGUUUCAACAAAACUGCCCAUGAUCGGACAUGACCGAUCAGCCCAGAUUUCCUCCGGGAACACAACAACAAGACUGCUAGGUACAUUCCAGCAAGUCGAACACGUGUUUGUUGUGGGCGUUGGUGGAGGAGUACCUCAUUUUACAAACUACUUUAAACAUCUGAGAAUGGGAGAUGUGCUCAUUUCCGAGUGUGACGCUGCUGGAAACCUAUAUUACUACUGCGACAAAGUCCUACAGGAAAAGGAUGGUUCCAUUGUUUACAACACGAAGACAUUCCGGCCCAAGGAUUAUUUCCUCCAGGAAGUCAUAAAAAACAUCAAAGCCGUAAGGAGUCAGCGUCACUUUGCACCCUGGGAGAAAUACAUGAAAGACGGGCUGGAACUGCUGUCCACCCAGGAGGCAGAUUACAACCGACCCCCGACAGAGACUGACAGGUUGACGAUGAUGAUAGGUGAGGGAAACAUAAUUGAGAUGCAGCAUCCACAUCAUCCUGAUGGCAUUGAUGAGCGUCAUGGAAUGCCGAAAGUCUUUUUCGGGGCCAUCGGGGCUGGUAAACGCUUCGCUCGUGAUGAUGACCUUCGAUUGGAUUUUGCAGCAAAGAACGGCCUCCAGACCUUCGAUUCCGAGUUUGAUCAAGUCUUGGGAGGAAUUCUGGGUAGUGUCAAGGACAGCUUCCUGUUCAUACGUGGUAUUGCUGACUACAGCGAUGGGAUGCAGAAGACAGAAUGGCAGCCAUACGCAGCACUCGUUGCCGCAGCAGUUACAAAGUCAAUAAUUAAAUCGUUUAAAAGUCCAUACGGAUCAGAGGACGAAGCUUAAAUGAAGGGAGAACAAUCGCAGUCCUGUAAUAUGGAAUGAGUUGUAAUGGUUGCAAUUUUCAUAUACAUUUUAGAAACAAAUUUUAGGAUACACACUUUCUAUGCUUUUCUGUAAUUUUGAAUAUUUGUUGUAUACUUGUUUACUAGGAAGUUUAAUAUCUGGGAGAGAUCUCCUUCAGUAAAUUUUGUCACACUGCAUUACACUUACUGUACCACUUAUCUUUAUAUUUUGUUUAUGUUUUAUUUCUUAACACAGAAAGGUAUAGAUAAAAAGAAAUUGUUCAGAUUCUAAAUGAAAUGAUACCUAAUGUCAAAAUGUAAACUUGUAUCAAUUGUAAAAUGAAAAGUGUGAAUCAUAUUAUAUUUGCUAAUCCAUUAAUCCUGAAUAUGCUGGUGUAUGGAUAUAAACAAAAAAAUGCAAAAAGUGUCUUUGGGGUCGCAUUUUUCCCCCAUUUGCCAUAAUUUUUUUGUAUGAUUGUCAAACCGGUUUAGUUUGAUCAUUAUUUGACCAUUUUAUCAUGCAAACUGACAAAACAUGGUUUAAACUAUUAUCAAAUGUAGAUGCGUCAAAAAUGCACUAUUUGAAAUUUAUUUCACACUUUUCGGUGGUUUAUUGAAAAAUGCAGGUGGAUUAUAUCCUGAUUAUUUCAUUAUUUGAAAUGUAAUUUCACUUUUACUCUUACUUGCGUCCAAUUCAAUGCAAAAAAGACAACAAAUUUUUACACAAACAGUUGGAAGAAAAGUCAAUGAUUAAUUUCCCACAAUUUUGCCUGUUUUAAGUAUUUACAAUUUACUAUGAACACUGUUUCCACAAUUUCCCAUCAUAAUGUUAAGAUAGACACAUUCAAUCUUAGUUUUAGCUUUGAAUUGUAAGAUGAAGAAAAGUUGGAAUGUUUCAGUUAACUUGUAAAACAAAAAUGAUUUCAUGUACAACUUUUUACUUGUUAAAAAGAAUGAAUUUUGUGUGUGUUUAUGUGUAUAUGGUGUUUUAUCAAUAUGGUGCAAUGCUUCUGUAUAAUCUCAAAGCUACCGUUUUUAACCUUGCCUCUUUAACCGCAAGCUUAUUGAAAUUGCUUGUUGAUUGGAAUUGUCCAAACCAUAAGAGUGUGAUGAAUUUGGGACGACGGAAACCAUGUAUUUCAUAGUCUUAGUUAGAGUUAUAUUCAAACAAGGUUUUUUCAUAUUAAUCUUAAAUGUAAAAUUCAUUUACUCUUCAUGUUCAAUGGGUGUGAAAUAGCUUGCUGAAAUUUGCUUAUAAUGCUUAUUUCUUUUUUUAAAUCAAUGUAAUUCCAAUAACGAAAAGACAUCGAAAAUUUAAUUUCUCAAUUUUAAAGACUUCAAUAGAUACUUCACAAUACAAUGAUAAUUUUUAUCUUUAAGGCCUUUUGGUAAAGCGAGAAGACAAUUCAGAUUUAAAGCUACACUCUCACAGAUUGAACGUUUGUCAACUUUUUUUUUUUUUGUCUUGGAACAGGCCAAUUUUUGCGAAAAAUCAUGGAAACCAGUUAUAUAAGACUACUGACAAAAAAUUAGAUCGCAGAUUUUUAUAUUUAAGUUCAAAAAUUGAUGUUUUAUGCAUUUUUCUUAACCAUUAUAGUAACGGUUUAAGCCAUAAAACAUUAAUUUUCGAUAGGAAAUAUGAAAAUCUACGAUCUGAUUUUUUGUCAGCAAUCUUAUAUCAUUGGUUUGCUGAUAUUUAUGCAGAAAAAUUCUCUUUCCAAGACAAAAAAUAAAAAAGUUGUAAAAAUGGUAUGGGAGAGUGCAGCUUUAAAGGAAGUAUUUAAAAUUUAAUUUAACUCCAUCACUGAAUUUUUGUUCUAUUUUUAUUUUUUACUUUUAUUUUUCUCAGUUAUGUUGUGAAUCACUUUUGUUUAAUAUAUAUAAGUCAGCAAUUCAGAUUUUUUUUUAUAAAUGUGGAAUUUCUCUGUUAUUUUUGUAAAUCAUAUAUGAAAUAAAAAAAACCAAGUUGUAAACAUUGUUUUCCUUACUUAUAUAUUGUUUCUGUUAUAAUUAUGUACUAGUAUGGAAUUUUAUUUUUCUACAUGACCGGUUGUAUAUUUUUCAUAUUUUUAAAUUCUUAACAUAGUUAAAACAUGACUGUUAAUAUAUUUUAUGUGUACAGAAUUGUAUUUCAAUACUUUAUUGCAUAUUGUUUCUUUGGGGAUAAUUAGUCAAUAAUCAUUUUUUUUUAUUUCAGUUCUAUUAAUUUCUAAAAAAAUCAUACAUAAUGCAGACAGGUAGUAGGCAAUUGUAUAUAACUCUGAUAAGUUUUCCACUGCUAGGUUAUCUUUAAUUUGCGGCUGGUGAUUUAUGAUCCUAUUGAUCCAGGGUGAUAAAUUGCAUCAUAAAUGCUACGUCGGAAGGCAAUAUUUUGCUUCGAAUGAAGACUUAAAACAAAGAUAACUUCACUAUUUCUUCACCAUAUUAGAUAAAACAUAGCACAGUCUACGCCUCUUAAGGAGCCCCGCCUUCGGUCUUUGCCCGAGUUUGAUUGAGACUUUAGUUUCUUUAAAAACUUUGACAAAACUUUUCACAAUACUUCGGUAAUAAAACGAAGGUGGCGUUCUUUAAGUGGCAUAGAUUGCCUUUUGUUUUUAUUUAAAAUGGUAUAGUUAAAGAAAGUUAUCUCUGAUUUUAGUCUUCAUUUUAAGCAAAAUGUUGCCUUCCGAUGUAGCAUAUAAUUUAUCACGUGGUGUGAUUUUUGAAAGAAAAACCUGCUGUCUUAAAUGGUCACCAGCAUUUUGUUUUCAUUUCAAAAAGAUGAAUACACAAAUGUACAUCCUUUUCUAGAUAAUCAAGAGGUUUCAUUGAAAAUUGUUGUGGCAAAAUUAUCAACGUAGAUGCCAAUCAUUUGACAAAUCUUGCCAUUCCAUUUGUUGUAAAAGGGACUAGACACCAGAUGGUCCCAAAAUAGACUGGUUCAUUGUUUCCACAAAACAAGCCUAGAAUUGUCACACGAGCUAGUUUGAGGCUGAAAAUAUGUUAAUAAUAAUAAUUUGGCAUGAUUUAAAGAAUAUUCUGUAUCUGUUUCAGCUGAGUUUACCCAUUUAAAUAACGCAUUAUGGUUUCCCAGUUUGUAGUGUGUAAAUUUAGCAUGUGAAAGUCACGUGAUAAGUACAGAUACAUAUAUACCCAGUAAAUUUUAAAUUGAAAAAAAAAUACGACGGAUACAUGUGUUGUAAUGAUAUCAAUUUUAUGUAAGGUUUGAUAAAAAAAUAAUCUUACAAUUGUAACAACUGGUGUCAAGUCCCUUUAAGGUCUGUACAUUUUGAGAUCAUUUCAAAACCAAAUAUGAAAACGAAGCAAAUGCUGCCAAGCUCCUUUAUUUUUCAUAUGAUAAGGCGUAAUAACUUAUUUGUUUGUUUCCGAUUUCACAACCUAUACUACCAAUCCUAUUUUUUUGCACCUGACCCUGUUUAUGUAUUGCCAGCAGACUAUUUGUCUCUGAUUUCUUUUCCCCUAUUUGGAUAGAAUAUCAGAAUGGAAACUACAAGUAAAAUGAAUGUAUACAAACAUAAUGAUGGUGUUCAAAGUAUAAAAAUCAAAUUCAGACUUGUGAAGUUCAGAUGAUCGAUAAUAAUCGAAAAUUUUUAUUGGUUGGGUCUGAAAUCAGCAACACUCAAUUGUAUUUGGUCAUAAUCGACCUCCGAGAUCACCCGCGAGUUGUUUUUCAUCUUUCCUCUCGUUAUUUGUUAGGUUAAUUUCUGCCAAUUUUCUGCUUUGAGUUCAUUUGUAUAUUCAAGUGUUCAGAUGUUAUCAUAAACAGUAUGGCCAAAAGCAGCAACAACCCUUUAUGAGUUUAAACAUACAAAUACCAUUAGCAUUGUAAAGGAUUAUGAGUUAUUGUACAAGAAUGAAUUAAGUUAUUGUCAAAAACCGAUUGUACUAUCGAUAAUCGGUUACUUAACUGGAACUGAUUGUCGAUAGUCAAACUAGAACCGAUUCCAACAAUAAUUCAGACACAUUUAUGUGAUUCCUAUGAUGAUUGAUAGCGAUAUCUCCUAUUCAUUCGUGUACAGCUGGUUAAUUGUUUUACAAAUAUGAUUUGGCAUUUUAUAUCCUUAUUAUAAUUAUAGAUAUCACAUAAUGUAAGUAGACAUUUUAGAUGCCUUUCUGUAUUUGCAUUUUUUUUUUUUUUAUCUUUGUACAUAAUCUUGCAUAAAGUCAAACAUUUUUUGAUUUCACUUCAAUAUAUGGAAGAUAAUUGUUUGUUUGAGUGGGAGAUCAAUUUGACUUCAUUGAGUGAGCACCGAAAUGAACAAUUUCACGAGUGGUUCAACCGCCAGUGAAAAUGUAAAUUUUUAACGUUUCACGAGAUGAAAUAAAAUUGAUAUCUUACUGAAACAAAUCAUUUUUCUUUAUUAUUUUGUGCUUAAAACUCCUUCCAAAUGAUGUUAAUUGGUGUUCAAUUGCAAAAGCGCUCUAAAUAUUUGAUGAUGUAAAGCCAUUCUAGAAAUUAAGUGAUUGAUCAUUUGCCCAAGCUUUUUGAGCACUGACAUUAUAAUUUAGAAGGCUGUAUGGGCCAAAGUUUCAAAACAGUGAAACUUACUGAUAUAAAAAGUAUAUCAACCACAAGAAAGUAUAAAGUAAAGCAUAAUUAUUAAGAUUAAGUAUUUUUUUUUUUUUCUUAGAUUUUAUAAUGGGGAAUGCUAGUUGUUAAGGCUAUUUAGACACUGAUAGUAUUGGCGUUGCUGGUGGGUGGGGAACUUAGAUAUACAUUAACAUUGUAAAAGGAUAAUAAUGCUACUUCGUUAUAAUAUUGCCUUUUAACUUGGAAACAAGGAAAUGAAAUAUUCUGAAAUCAUGUUUGAAGCAAAGCAUUUAGUUUAGGCCAUGGGUUCUAUAGUUCCAUGAUUAAUCCCUAAAAUCAAGAUUGAGAAAUUUCAACAUCAGUUUAUUGUCAUCCUCGUUCACCAGAGUGAUGAUGCUUAUCGGUAGAUUUAUCAUUAUUAACCUCUGAUGAAUCAGAAUGUUUAUUGUACAGUUGUAAAGAUUGUUAUUUGUUGGGACAUUUGCAUCAAAACAGUAGAAAGUACCUUGGAAUGAAUAUAAAUGACUUGAAAACAAUUUCAAAAGGGGCCUAUGAGCCUUUAUCCCACUUUGGGCAUAACUCCCUAAUAUUCAAACAGACCCCCAAGCUAUUAUUCGGGAUUGACAACUGUCAGCAGUUGAAAUCCUUGUUAAUCAAACAGCUGUCACAGUUUUGUUACAUUAGAACUUAUAUGUGGGAUAAAGAUUUUAGUUUUGUCUAUAAAUAAUCUAUUACUUUUGAUUUACUUUUAAUUAUGUUUUUUUUUCUCUUGCUAGAAAACUUUAGAAGUUUCUUGCUUAGCAUUUUGCUGUCAUAGAUUUAUGAAACAGAACAUUUGUAAACAUCUAAACUUCUAAAAGGACAUGGAUUUGAAUUAAUUUACAACAUUUGUGUGUUUUUUCAUUUAAAUGUUAUUAAUAGAUGCUAAUAUUUUUGCACCAAACAGACUACUGGUAUAUGUGUAUGUAAAGAUACCAUUCAACCUUUGUCAUCUACAGACCUCUUUUGUGUAAGGUUAUCUAUAAAUUUGUGCAGUAAAUAUCGUUUACAAAGUACUGGUACAUAUGUUUACCUGCUAUGUGCCUUUCAUGUAUACACACUAUUAAAACAUGAAACAUA